UGCAGAGCAACAUGCCCAAGUUUUAUUGUGACUACUGUGAUACAUACAUCACCUAUGACUCUCCAUCUGUGAGAAAGACACACUGCAGUGGUAGGAAACACAAAGAGAAUGUGAAAGACGACUAUCAGAAAUGGAUGGAAGAGCAGGCUCAGCCUGAUUGACAAACAACGGCUGCCUUUCAACAAGGAAAGACACCUCCUACUCCAUUCUCUGUUCCUCCUCCUGCAGGGGCGAUGACAUCACCUCCCCCCAGUCUUCCAGGUCCUCCUCGUCCUGGUAUGAUGCCAGCACCCCAUAUGGGGGGCCCUCCCAUGAUGCCAAUGAUGGGCCCUCCUCCUCGUGGGAUGAUACCAGUGGGACGUGCUCCUGGAAUGAGGCCACCCAUGGGAGGCCAUAUGCCAAUGAUGCCUGGGCCCCCAGUGAUGAGACCUCCUGCCCGUCCCAUGAUGGUGCCCACUCUGCCCAGAAUGACCAGACCAACAGAUAAGGAUAGCGGGGAGGCCUCAUUCUAUCAGUUUUAUCUUACCUGUUCUGCUUCACCAGGAGAUCAUGCUGCUGUGAUGCUGGGUUUUCUAAACAGCAUAAGGAAGACUUGCUCCCCUGUCCGAUCAAAGAGAAUAGUUUUGGAGGGGAGAGGCCCUUGUCUUCUGGUCUCUUCUUUUCCCUAUCUGCAGAUUGCCCUUGGCUUUCUAGUUCCCACUUCUCAUCACCCAGCAGUCAUCUGUUACUCAGCCUUGUAUGCCUUUAUGGUAGGGGGAGCUGUGAGGAAGGGCUGGGAGCGCAAGUACCAGCAAUGUUCCCGGGCGAUGUCAUCUAACCGGAGAAUGUUUCUGACCCUCACAGAGGAGGUAUAUGCAUGUGGGAACCAGCACCUUGACUGUGAAGUCCUUCCCACGACGUAUCAGAUGCUGGAAAAGCAGAGGCAGAGAGGAAUACAAUUUUUCCAAAAGCAACAAACAUCCAAUGUUUCUUAG
This is a messenger RNA of Cebus imitator (Panamanian white-faced capuchin), 974 nucleotides long. RefSeq names its product histone-lysine N-methyltransferase 2B-like. Gene Ontology annotation, biological process: mRNA 5'-splice site recognition; spliceosomal snRNP assembly; mRNA splicing, via spliceosome. The record is from RefSeq and is a predicted model, not a curated record. Gene Ontology annotation, cellular component: U1 snRNP; nucleus. The transcript has 4 exons. Gene Ontology annotation, molecular function: pre-mRNA 5'-splice site binding; zinc ion binding. Lineage: Eukaryota; Metazoa; Chordata; Mammalia; Primates; Cebidae.